Messenger RNA from Apis cerana (Asiatic honeybee), 5353 nucleotides. RefSeq names its product motor axon guidance molcule sidestep (gene side). Gene Ontology annotation, molecular function: protein binding. The record is from RefSeq and is a predicted model, not a curated record. Lineage: Eukaryota; Metazoa; Arthropoda; Insecta; Hymenoptera; Apidae.
AAUCCGUCCCUCGGCCGAGGAGAGGUUGAAAGUUGAGCGUGUUGGAGAUUAUUGAACGAGGGGAGGGGGGGCACGGUCCGAUUUAGCGCGAGUCAUUAGCGCGAGUGCAUCUCGGAGUAGGAAGAUAUUAGAAAGGCGGGGGAAUGGUGUGCGUGCGCGUGUCCUCCUCGGGUUAAAUGGACGUGUGCCGAGGAGGGUGCCCGAGUGGGGGCAGCUACACGCGUGUCGUCGUCGUUUGGUUUUGGUUUUAGUUCCGUGGCAGCCGACGUUGCCGACGACCACGAUCUCCUCCGCCCGAAAACGAUCAACUCCUCCGCAUACUUUCUCCUUCCUCUCCCGAGUGCUGUGUCACGAUAAUCGAGUCGCGUUUGACGCCAGCUGCAUCGAAACAGGAAUACAAUGUUCGCCGAUCGAGCCAGCUGAUCGUGGAUCUAACUUAAACCGCGGGAAAAAGAAGAAGGAAGAGAACGGAGGAGCCGUUUCGCGGCCGAGAUCAAAGUUACGGAGGAAGAGAGAGGAUAAAGGAGAGAAAGAUUGUUUGGACAAAGAAAGGAAUUCGAGAGGAGCGCGUGAAAAGGGACAAAGGGGAUACGGCGCGAAAAAACGUCGGCUCGUUUUCUUAAUCAAAAGAUUUCGUACGCGCCUCGACUAAUAACGAGCACGUGUUGCGUCGAUCGCGCGAAGGAAGAGGAAAAAAGGGACGAGUGGAGAGGAACAUUCCGCGCUGGAAGGUUGGGCGAUGAAGUUCGGCCGCCGCUCCGUCGUGUAGUCGCAUCGAUCGUGGAGAAUGUGUCCGGCGUCGAUUCGUUUCCUGCCGAUCGAGAACGGCGGCGCAACGAGACACCGCUCGUCGAGAAGAGAUCGCGGUUGAUCGGGAGGAGGAUCGGUCGAAUGUCCGCGAGGGUGUCGACCGAGCGCGGGUGGUGGUGGUGGACUCGACUCGAACAACACCUGAUCCUCGCCUCCCGCUUCGAGAUGCGGCGCACGUCGGGACACGUGUUUCUGACAAGUUUGCUGAUACUGCUUCGUCGAGCGGACGCAGCUACCGAGGAUUCCCCCGAAUUCUCCAACAAAGGUACGUCUUCCUUUCACCCCCUUCGAUUCGUAUUCCUCCUGGGUUACGUUCGAGCAUUUACGAUCGAAGCUGAUCCCACUGUAACGAUCGCAACGAGAGCAGAGAGAUUCAUUUCGGCGACCUCGACCGGAUUUUCGAAAAAAGCACGAGUGCCUAUCUUUCGGCGGUCGAAAUAAAAGGAGCCCUUGCUCGAAUUCUUGCCAGAGAAAUUCUAAGAAGAAAGGAACGGAAAUCAGCCUUUAAAAUGAUGUACGCGUGUGUUUGAAGAACAGGCUCGUUGUAUAUUUGGGAUGGACUUUGCCAAGUUUGAUCAGAGGCACCUGAUCUGUCAAAACAGUAUCCUUCUUCUUCUUAUACGAGUGUUUAAAACUGAUUUUCAUUAUCGUUAGAAAACCGUAAAUUCGAGGAAAGAAGGGAGGAGAUCCUCCGUCAUCGAUACACGACGAUCGUGAAACGCAGAAAGCCCCGUUCCGAGCUUAUAGAUUUAUUUUGGUCGGCCGAGCGGGACGUUUGCCCGCGAAGCGAAAGAAUUUGCGCCGCGGUUUAUUUUCGGCGCCGCGCGAAAAAGGCUUCGAUCCCUCCUUUCCAUCCGUCAUACGCUUUCCAAAAUUUAUGAAAACGGGCCCUCCCCGCUCGAAAGAAGAAAGAGCGCCCUCUUCGAAUACCCGAGAUUCGAUCCAGAAUCGCCCUUGCCGCGGAUAACGGGGAUCGCUUCUCUCCCCUCGAGGGGGGAAGUAUUUGGGGAAGCGUAAACAGCAGCCACGAUCCGUCAUCGCGCCGUAACGAAAGCAACAUUUUCCGCGAAAACGAAAGCUCGCCUCUCGCCUAACUUGCCCGCCGAGAAUUUCAAAGAAUUCAGGCGGAAGAGCGUUAAAGAAAUAUUCGAGGAGGGAGAAAGGAACUAAUUACUUCGAAACGUCUCGAUUCCACCGAGGAGACGAGCCAAACGCGAUGAUCCAAUAAGAGCGGACGGAUUCGAGAAGUUUACGGGGAUCCCUUCCCUCCUUCCGGGCAGUGGAGGGGGAAGCCGUCCGUCCGUGGGACGGAUAUCGCGAUAGGUGGCGACAGUUGGAAUUUUAUCGAGCGAGGCGACUUCUUCUUGGGCCGGGAAGCAACAGGUGUCGGGAAUGCGGAAUUACGGCGAGGUUAGAUCGAAGUCGGAUCGAGGCGUCUGUGCGUCGAGGCGCGUAUCGGGAGACAAAAGGCAGGAAGCGAGGGGGGGCGCGCAACGCGACUCGACGGAGCCUCGCCUUAGCCGUGUGGCUCGUAAAUUAGUCGGGUAAAAAACACACGGCCGAAUCGGGUAAAUGAGGAAGCGGUGGAUCGAGAAUGGAGAAUGGAAAUGACGAAAAUAGGCGAGGCGGCGGAAGCGGCGGUUUUCCGAGCGGGUCUACGACUUUCGCUCUUACAGCGCCGCUCAGAUUGGUGUGGGCCAGCAAGGGGGAGGACGUGGAAUUGCCCUGCGACAUUACUCCGCCGACCCCCAACGACACCGUCAACAUGGUUCUCUGGUUCAAAGACACCGCCGGGAUACCUCUUUACAGCUUGGACGCGAGAAGCAGGGAUCUCGCUUCCGCCAUUCACUGGGCGGUCAGCGACGAUCUCGGGAAGAGGACCUACUUUCAAAUCGGCAACGGGCAUCAGGCAAAGUUGAAGGUGACCAAGGUCGCGUACAGGGACCAGGGGAUCUUCAGGUGCAGGGUGGAUUUUAUAAAUUCUCCGACGAGAAACUUUCGCGUGAAUCUGACCCUCGUCGAGGAACCAUCCAGGCCUGUGAUAUACGACGCUCAGGGGCGAGAGGUGACAGGGGUGGGCGGACCCUUCUUGGAAGGUUACAACCUCGCCUUGAUCUGCCAGGUGUCCGGAGGAAGGCCGAAGCCCACGGUCACGUGGUGGAUGGACGGCGAAAUAUUGGACGGCGUGGACGACACGCCGCACGUCGGCUCGCCGAGCAAAUUCACGGAGAAUCAACUUUUCAUCGCGAACGUGACGAGAUCGUUGUGGGGAAAGAAGCUGGAGUGCAGGGCGCAAUCGCCACCGAUGUCCUCUCCGAUCGUUCGCGAAGUCCCGCUGGACAUUUACCUGAAACCGGCCCUCGUAAAGAUCGUUCUGCCGGAGGAUCAGAUCUACGCGAAUCGGCCGAUCACGGCGCGCUGCGAGACAUGGGGGAGCUCGCCCGCGGCGAGGGUGGUGUGGAGGCUGGGCAGACAGGUGAUUGGCGACUCGAACGUGUCCACCACCCAGAGAAGCAAUUCCACGGUCAGCAAACUGCCUCUGAUCCUCGGCAAGGACGACAAUGGCAGGAAAUUAACUUGCAGGGCCGAGAAUCCGAGAUUUCCCGGCGGGGUCCUCGAGCAGACCGAGAUCGUGGACGUUGCCUACGGCCCGGUCGUGUCCAUCGACCUCGCAACCGGCUACGGUCUGGACACGCUCAGGGAAGGAGACGAUCUGAAAUUCGUGUGCGACGUGGACAGCAACCCGCCCCCGACCAGUAUCGUUUGGUAUCACAAGGAUAAUCGAUUGGAGCACGAUGUGGCCGAGGGAACGUUGAUAGCCUCGAACACGUUGACGUUGAGGGUGCUCACUCUGGCCCACGCAGGCGAGUACUCGUGCGAGGCGAUCAAUUCCGUGGGUGGGGGUCGCAGCCCGCCGAUCUUGGUCCGCAUGAAAUAUGCCCCGAGAUGCAGGGGGGGUUACGAGAGGCGCGAGGUCACAGCCGGUCGUUACGAAACGGUGUCGCUGCGUUGCGAGGUCGACUCGGUUCCCAAGGACGGCGUGAGGUUCUCGUGGACGUACAACGGGACGCUUGGUGACGUGUUGCCAAUGCCAAACUCGAAAGCUCGGAACAACGGGCUCGUUAGCGUUCUCGAGUACACUCCCACCGUUGACACCGACUUUGGAACUCUCGCCUGCUGGGCGAGCAACAGCGUCGGAAGACAAAGGGCGCCUUGUAUAUUCAACAUCGUGGCUGGAAAGCCACCGCAGCCGCCAUCCGACUGCUCGCUCAACAACGAGACCACCUCCCUCCAAGUGAAUUGCGUCCCAGGCGCGGACGGUGGCACGCCGCAGUACUUUUUGCUGGAAGUUCGGGGGACGGCGAGGAGGGAUCCAGUUCAAAGCUCCGCUUAUUCGCCCACCCUGCACGCGCCCCAGAGCGACCAGGGCACGGUGGGAGGCGAGGCGCCUCCCAUAUACCAAGAGAGAAAUCCAAGGCCGAGUUUCCAGAUACGAGGCCUCGACCCGGGCCUCGAUUACACGUUUUACGUGUACGCGGUGAACGGGCAGGGGAGAAGCGAGCCGGUCCUCUUGGAGAACGUGAGGGUCGCCGAGGUGACGGGCGAAGGGAGGAUCGAGAGGAACGGCCUGUUCCUCGAGGACCUGAAGAAGGCGCUGCCCAAGAGCAGCCCGGAGAACGUGAUCAUCGUGGUCGCGUUGACAGGUACAGGUGCGGUUGCUUUGAUCUUGAUCGGGAUCGGCGUGAUAAUCGGGCUGGCCAUCUGCAGGAGAAGGAGCGCGUUGCCUGUAAAGGAUGGGCCGGACGAUUUCACCAUCCCCACCUACGUUUCCGCUCAAAGGAUCGAGCCAAGGAUCAGAUACUCGGGCGACAGCAGGCGGGUGUCCCAAAGAGCGAGCUUGUACAUGGAGGAAAACCGAAACGAGCCCGAUCUGCUGCAGAGGGUCGAGAUCGACGUACACGAUUAACGAUUUAUUAUCGUUUCCUCUUGUACAGACAGAAGUAAGCGAGAAGUAAAAGAGAAGUACGCGUUAUACGCUUUUCGCGACGUGAUGUGUAUAUAUCAGGUGUCUAUUCCCUUAGGAUACGUAAUAAGUAUUAAUUUAAGUUGGGUUAAGAUAAGACGAUUCAUCGUGAUCCUUUUAUCCGAUGAUAACUUUACACUGUUUCCACGAUUCCUGUACCUGUUUGUCGUUUAAAAAAACGAUGACGAGCUCUGGACUGGUUGUUACAUUUCUCUUCUUCUUGUGUAAUUUACGUGCCUUUAUUUCUAUUUUUUGGACAAAGAAAGUAUUAUUAGAACAAUCGUAGCUCGAUCAGCUGUUCUCCUCGCGUUAAAUAAUAAUUUAACUUGAGCUUGCCGCUUCGAACGAAUGAUCUCACGUACCUCAACGUGGAACGUAUUUCUUACGUAUGUAUCACCUAGGAACCGAAACGCUUACGUAAUUGUGUAAAUAGCGCAUAAGAAAAAGGAAAGAAAGUGGGAAAAAAGAGAUACCGACGUUGUAAUUACUAGCGAUAUAGGAAAUAAAUUUUUACCAAAA